Messenger RNA from Gavia stellata (red-throated loon), 1693 nucleotides. RefSeq names its product CLN5 intracellular trafficking protein (gene CLN5). Gene Ontology annotation, cellular component: lysosome; lysosomal membrane. Gene Ontology annotation, molecular function: hydrolase activity, acting on glycosyl bonds. NCBI's taxonomy places the organism in Eukaryota, Metazoa, Chordata, Aves, Gaviiformes, Gaviidae. The transcript is spliced from 4 exons. The coding region runs from base 16 to 1029 and encodes 337 amino acids. Gene Ontology annotation, biological process: lysosome organization. The record is from RefSeq and is a predicted model, not a curated record.
GCAGGCCGCGCCGCCAUGGGCGCCGCCCGCCGCUACCGGCUGUUCCUGCUGCUGGCGGCGGCUUGGGGGCCAUGUUUCUCGGGGGCGCUCCGCUCCGCGCAGCGGCGGUGGCCGGUGCCUUACAGGCGCUUUGAUUACCGUCCAAAAACUGAUCCUUACUGCCAAGCUCGUUACACCUUCUGUCCCACUGGCUCCGCAAUUCCGGUUAUGAAAGAAGAGGAUGUCAUUGAAGUGUAUCGAUUACAGGCUCCAGUAUGGGAAUUCAAAUAUGGGGACCUACUAGGACAUUUGAAAAUUAUGCAUGAUGCUGUGGGUUUCAAGAGCUCUCUAACGGGCAAAAACUACACAAUGGAGUGGUACGAGCUCUUCCAGCUUGGGAACUGCACAUUUCCACACCUUCGACCUGGCAUGGACGCACCAUUCUGGUGUAACCAGGGAGCUGCCUGCUUUUAUGAAGGAAUAGAUGAUGCUCACUGGAAGGAAAAUGGAACUUUAGUUCUCGUGACCACAAUAUCAGGAACCAUGUUUAAUGAAAUGGCAAAAUGGGUAAAAUAUGACAAUGAGACUGGCAUUUACUAUGAGACCUGGACAGUUCAAGCAAGUCCCAACAAACAGUCAAUAGUAUGGUUUGACUCUUACGAAUGCUCUAAAUUUAUACUGAGAACAUACCAGAAGCUAGCUGACUUAGGAGCUGUAUUUAAGAAGAUACAGACAAACUAUACCAGCAUAAUCUUAUUCAGUGGAGAACCUAUUUAUUUGGGAAAUGAAACAUCUAUUUUUGGACCUCUAGGAAACAAGACAUUGGCAGCAGCUAUAAGAGACUUCUACUAUCCAUUCAAACCUCAUCGGACAGUUGGAGAGUUUUUUGUGGAUCUUUUAAAAAUAAUUGAUCGUGUCAUCCUGAAUCGUCAGUUUUACCUCUUCUACAACUUGGAAUAUUGGUUUUUACCUAUGAAGUUCCCUUAUCUCAAAAUAAUUUAUGAAGAGGUCCCUUUACCUAUUGGAAGCAAAACAUCCUUUGGUGUAUAAUUGCUUACUGAAAAACUGAACUUGCCCUUAUGCCAGAAUAUCCUUAAGGAUUUUGAAGCGCUACCAUGAUGGUAUUAAAGUGUUGUAUGUUUCACAGCUAACUGUAGAAGUUGUGUUGGGAAGGCUUUGCUAUGUCUUUUUUUUCUUCUUACCUGCAUAAGUUCAUGAAUGCUUUAGCAUCUCUGACUUGGCCAGCUUCUGUGUACCCACGGACACCUGCUGCCUGAAGGUUGGCUGACGUGGCUCCUCUUGGCUAAACUCUACAGUGCCAGAGGGUGAAUGGGAGGCAGCAGACCCCUGCUGUGGUCUGUGGCACUCUCCACAUGUGGUGACAAACAGCACCUGGCCACCAACAGAGAUGGGACACAAGCAUUACAAGGACCUUCUGGUCUGACCGACUCAGCUAAUCCGUGUGUUGGCGCUAACAAACCUGAGUGCCUAGAUGUGUUCAAUUCCCUCAACGCAUGCCUUAGAGCAGUGUUUCUGUAUUUCUUUGGUUUGUACAACAACUGGGACCAAUGAACUGUUCUCUGGUUCAUGAAGUAGGUGUUCAGCAGGGUGGGAAGGGGCAGUGAAUCAUCAGAAAAUGUCAUGGGUGGUAUCUUGUCACCACUUUGCUUCCUUCACCUGCACUGUAAACACAAUACAGAUUGCUCUGACUUAA